Messenger RNA from Mesorhabditis spiculigera, 3339 nucleotides. The record is from the annotation of a GenBank genome assembly. NCBI's taxonomy places the organism in Eukaryota, Metazoa, Nematoda, Chromadorea, Rhabditida, Rhabditidae.
AUGCUACGAACUAGCGGGUACCCGGACGAAUAUGGCGACAUCACCGCCGCCAUCCCACCCGUCGUCGCCCAACUCGACCAAAUCAGGGAAACCGCCGACUUUUCGCGUCGACUCACGCAAAAUGAGCUUCUGACGGUGUCUGGCCUCGGCGAGCGCUACUACACGAAGGGCCGCGAAUUCGAGCUCAUUCGCACUCUGCCGAUACCACAAGAGCUUCACACACAGCAGCUGCAGACCCGAGCCCGAUGCGAGUUGGGGCUGUUCCCCGAGAUUGGCCGUGCCUGGGUGGCCAUUGAUUGCGAUAUUUAUAUGUGGAACUAUGAGACAAAUGAUGAUCUCGCCUAUUUCGACCAAAUCCAGAACACCGUCGUCAAGCUCGCGCUGGCGCGUCCGAAGCCAGGUGUUUUUCAGGGCCACAUCAAUUACAUGCUGAUCGUGGCAACGGUCGUCGACAUCUCGCUGUUUGCCGUCAGCUCGAACGGGCAUGAAGUCUGCGUCACGCCGGAUGCAAUCUACAAGGUUGAUCUCGAAAAUUCGAUCGUCAACGAUAUUGUCGCCACCGACAAUGGGCGUAUCUUUUUCGUGGCCGACGAUGCGCUCUUCGAGCUCGAAUACACGGAUAGCGCGUGGUUUGGCAAGAACUGCAAGAAGAUCAACCGGUCCACAAAUCUCCUCCAGAGCUUCAUCCCAUUCCUGCAGCCCGUUGCUGAGGAGAUACUCCAAGUGUGCAUCGACCGCUCCCGCAACAUCCUCUACACGCUGUCGGUGAAGGGUUCGAUCAACGUAUACGAUCUGGGCAUCAACGAGAAGACUUGCACGCGGGUGGCGACGAUGGCCGCCGAGCAUAUUAAGCACGUCGCCUCGCAACUCACCAAGGGGCAGCACGACCCCAGCCUCUUCAGCCCGAUCAUCUCCAUUUCGGUCAUCCCGGCCGAGGGCUCGCAUUAUUUGCAUUUGGGCACCGAAGCCACCGAAAUUGACAGACUCUGGAAGACGGUGGGCGACAUCAACUCGUUGGUGCUGCUCCUCUCGUUGCUCUCGUCGGAGAAGCCGAUUGAUCAGGCGCAACAGGAUAAGGUCAUGCGCUUGUUCCACUCGCAAAAGGACCAGCCGGAGAUGGUCGACUACGAUCAGGGCGUGUCGCGCGUCUGGAACGAGGCCAACGACUCGUUCAGGGACUGGACCAAUCGAAUGCCAUCCCCUCUGCGCUCGUCAACACCGUUCGUCGACAAGCGCAUCAGCAACAACUCGUUCAACGGCAUGAGCCCCGGCGGCCAGGACUACUCAUUCGUCCAGGGCUCCUCGACCCAGCAAUUCCGCGCCUCGAAACGCCACGAUGCCCUCUACGCCUAUUUUGCUCGCCUGGUCGUGCCGCUGUGGAAUCAACCCCUUGUUCAAAAGGUUGAGGAUGCGUUGUUUCCAUUGGUUUCGGCGACGACGCUCAAUUGGAUGUCCCACCAGCUGCGGCUCUUCCGCAUGGCCAUCAACGACAACAACCUGAUCGCCCAGCCGACCCCUGCCGUCGACCACAACAACAUGAACGCCAAAUUCCAAGCCGAGGCGUUCGCCCGUGAACAUGCGUCUCUGGUGUCCCUCGCCGAGCUCGUCGACCGCACCCUUGAAGCCCUGGCACUUUGGGCCGAAGCCGUCUCCCACGAGCUCCCAGCCGUCUCUGCCAGUCUUGAUGCCCAGGCCAUUACACAACUCUCUGGCCGUCGCCUCUCCGACCUGGUCACCAACGACACCCACCUCAACCAGUACAUCAUCCGCGGCCUCAUACGCUUCUUCCUGAACGACGAGGCCGGCGCGGGCAUACUGUCGGAGCGGUUGCGCAAUGUUUGCCCGACGUUGUACAGCAAAGAAGACGCGCUGCUGACGAACGCCGUCGAACUGCUCGACCGGGCCCGGCGUUCGGGCCCGAGCCCGCAAACACGCAAGCUCGUCGACCAAGCCGUCGAGUACAUGAAGCAGUCCAUCUCCAAGGUGCCACUUCCCAGCGUCGCCAUCGAGUUGAUGGAGUUAAAAGCCUACGAUUCGUUGGUCGAGCUGGCGAUCCGGCGCGCCGAAUGUGACGACACGUCGAAGCUGGCCGUCGAGGCGUUCCGGAACAACAUCGCCCGCACCGAGGUCAACAAGAAGAUGGCCGACGCCGUCAAUAGAAGGGAAGACGCCUACCGUAUCAUCACGCGCGCUCUUGAAGAAGUGGGCGGCACGGCGGACACGGUGACGGCGCGUGAUCAAAUCAAGCAAGCCGUCUUGGCCAGCGACGACGAGCUCGCCCACGCCACGCUGUUCCGGUGGAUGAUGCACAACGGCGAGACCGACAAAAUUCUACAGUCUAAUUCGCGGUACAUCGAGGGUUUCUUGAGUCACGAGAUGGCCCGUGGGGGCAGCUACAAAUACAUCGACUUGUUGUGGAAGUACUUUGAGAAAACGGGCUCCUACGACAAGGCUGCCACGUUGUUGCGAAGACUGGCCGAGGACAAUACAUUCCCCGACAUUACCUUGGAGCAGCGCAUUGCCCACCUCUCGCACGCCAUCAUCUGCGCCGCAUCGGCCAGCGACCCGAAAAUCCGGCAGGGCAUUCAGGAGUUGCGCGACAAGCUCGACGUGGCCAACGUGCAGCUCAGCGCCAAACAAGUCUUGGCGCGUGUCAACACCCCGGAGUACCGCAAGAUUGCCGCCGAGCUCGAUCGUCAGCUGUUUUUGCUACAGGACAUUUGCGAGCGCUACAUCCAGCCCUACGGCCUGCACCGCGUGAUGCUGACCGCAUUCUCCUGCGCCAACCACUACAAGGAGGACGACAUUCAGGCCCUGUGGAUCGAGAUUUUGGAGCAGGAAAUGGAAGGCUCCCCUGAUUGCGGCAUGGAAAAUGUGAUCAACUGUCUUGUGGAGCUCUCCCAGCUCUACCAAUCGUCAAACUAUUUUCCUACAGAAUUUAUCAUCACGCAGCUGUUGAUCAUGGGCCGCGAUCGGCGUUUCCCGCCCACCUUUUACACGCGGCUGAUGGACAAGAUGAAGCUGCAACUCGACACCUUCCUCCGCUACCUGUGCAAUGAAUUCAACUCCGACCGCAUCUGGCGCCACAACGAGAUCGCCUUCGGCUGGAUUCUGACACUGGCCGAGGCGGUGAUGGAGCGCUUCAUCGACAACAACGAGGAUUACGAUGAGGCUCAAAGACUCGCCAACCGGGACGCCUGCUACGACUGCAUCCGCGCCCUGUCGAUCAACCUGAAGCGGAUCGGCGCCGAGAAUGGCUUUGAAGCCGCCAUCGAGCGACUGGACGUGCUCAAAUCGCGUCUACACCACGGCGUCGGCGCCGACAACCAGAGCAUCUGC